Messenger RNA from Benincasa hispida (wax gourd), 717 nucleotides. Its product is annotated as histone H3.2. Lineage: Eukaryota; Viridiplantae; Streptophyta; Magnoliopsida; Cucurbitales; Cucurbitaceae. Gene Ontology annotation, molecular function: protein heterodimerization activity; DNA binding; structural constituent of chromatin. The record is from RefSeq and is a predicted model, not a curated record. Gene Ontology annotation, cellular component: nucleosome.
CCUAUAUCUUCAUCGACUAAACCCUAGAAUUUUCUUCAUCGCUCAAUCGAAGCUUCUCACUUCAGAACCCAAAUCUUCCAAUCUUUGCUCUAACAAUUUGCCCGAAUGGCUCGCACCAAGCAAACCGCCAGAAAAUCUACCGGAGGCAAGGCCCCUAGAAAGCAAUUGGCUACCAAAGCUGCCCGGAAGUCAGCUCCUGCCACCGGCGGAGUGAAGAAGCCUCACCGCUUCCGCCCUGGAACCGUCGCACUUCGUGAAAUCAGAAAGUACCAAAAGAGCACUGAGCUUUUGAUCCGAAAGCUUCCGUUUCAACGUUUGGUUCGUGAAAUUGCUCAGGAUUUCAAGACUGAUCUGAGGUUCCAGAGCAGCGCCGUGGCGGCUCUUCAGGAGGCGGCGGAGGCCUACUUGGUUGGUCUGUUUGAGGAUACGAAUCUCUGUGCCAUUCAUGCUAAGAGGGUUACCAUUAUGCCUAAGGAUAUUCAAUUGGCUAGGAGGAUUAGAGGCGAAAGGGCUUAGUCGGCUGGCUUGAUUAUUUAGCCCUUUUCUGUUCUAUUACUUUUAAAACGCUGUUUCUGAUUCUAGGUUUAGUCUUUGGUGUAAAUCUGCUGUGUUUUGAUAUGCUAUCCCAUGAGUUUAUUGUAGGUCAUAUGUAUAUGGGACUCAACAACUUAUUUGCUAAAUGAAUUAUCUCUUUCAUUUUAAAAUCUAUAGUUCUUA